This is a messenger RNA of Paramecium pentaurelia, 1225 nucleotides long. The record is from the annotation of a GenBank genome assembly. Lineage: Eukaryota; Ciliophora; Oligohymenophorea; Peniculida; Parameciidae.
AUGAAAUUAUUCAGAUUUGCAUACAGCUUCUCAAAAUACUCAUCUUAGAAUCAUUCCCUUUUAUAACAAAUAUAUUCAUAUAACUAUAGAGAUCACUAUAUUGCUUACUUACUUUUAGAUCAUCAAUCGAAAUCAAUAAUCUCAAUUGAUCCUGGAGAUUUUGAAGCUGCCUUCUAUAAUAUAAAGAAUCUAGAAGUAAAUUCAGGAUAUAAGUUGAAUUAUAUUCUUUAAACACAUGGAAGAUCUAAUCAUACAUCAAGUGUUUUAGAACUCUAUUCAAAAUUUAAGGAUGCAAAAGUUUAUAGUGGAAUAGUUGAAAAUAAAUUGGGCACUCUUUUUUAAACAGAUUUUGCUAGAGAAUUUUAACCAUUUUAAAUUGGAGAUUUAGCAAUUUGUUUCAUUUAAGCUAAUGGACGUAAAUUCAAUUCUUAAUUUUUAGAUACUUUUGAUAAUUAUAUGAUAGCUGUGACAGACACUAAUGCUUAAUCAACUAAAAUACCCAUAUUAUUUUCAGGAGAUACCAUAUUAGUUAAGUAAAUUUAUAUAAAAUUAUGAUAAGUAAUGUUGGUGAAAUAGAAGAUUAUGGAGCAUUCUUUGCAACUUUAUAAAAAUUAAGAGGAUUUCAUGAUGAAACUUUAAUCUUUCCAGGUCAUCUACCAUAAUAAGAAGUAUUUCUAUUUGCAAAAACUCUUGAACCAGACAAUAUUAUUGUUUAAAAUAAAAUGGGAUUAGACAAUUUGAUUCCAACAUCCUUAAUUGAAGAAAGAAUGGGUAAUCCAUACUUUAGAUAUUCUUAAUUGAAUGGUAAAGUUAAAGAGUCAGAUCCUAUUAAGUACUUAAAAAAAUUAAAAAAUAUAUAAAAUAAAUAUUUUAAUGGAUAGAAGGUAUGAGAAAGAAAUGAAGUAUACUGAAAAAAUAAGUUAUCAUGUAUAAGAAUUCUAAAAUCUCACUAAAUAUUAUCUAACCAAUUAUAUGUUUGAAUAAAAAGAGAAAUGCUACUAAGAAAAUAUCAAAUCUGUAGAUAAUUAUGUUAAUUGUGCAUUGCAAUUAGUCAAUUAAUUUAAUGAAAUGUCAAAGAAAUUUAGAUAUUAAGGACUCUAUUUUGAACAUAGAUUUGUUGAUUGUUUGAAACAUAGACCAGAUGAAGGAGAUAAUUAUAAAUGCAUCUAAAAAUUAGAAAGGGAUUUAAAAAUUGAAGCCAAGAAAAUUACACCUAAGGAAUGAG